Messenger RNA from Pollicipes pollicipes, 1391 nucleotides. RefSeq names its product putative inactive peptidyl-prolyl cis-trans isomerase-like 6. Lineage: Eukaryota; Metazoa; Arthropoda; Thecostraca; Pollicipedomorpha; Pollicipedidae. The annotation marks the transcript as partial. The record is from RefSeq and is a predicted model, not a curated record. Gene Ontology annotation, cellular component: cytoplasm. The transcript has 5 exons. Gene Ontology annotation, molecular function: peptidyl-prolyl cis-trans isomerase activity. Gene Ontology annotation, biological process: protein peptidyl-prolyl isomerization.
UUUGUCGAAGAAGGCUUUAUCAUUUCCCCCGGCUGUGGACGGAAUACCUCCGCUUAUUUGCACCGCAGUGUAAUCUAUUGCUUGCCUGUCAACUCGUAUUUUUUCACGUAAUUAUACACCUUUUUCAUCGCUCUGGUUUGUGAGCCCCAAAUUUCAAUCUACGAGAGCCGGCGCCAUCCACGUUCGAGAGACCUACCACCGCCGGCCGUGGUGACACAGAUCUCUGGGGGCGUUGCACCGCACCGUCUGGCCGUGGUGCCGAGGUCGGUCGAGUCGCCGCCAUGUUCGAGGAGGCUGAGGCGGAGAGCGUUGAGUCGGAGCCAGCCAGCGGGCCGCCGCCGCAGAGCUUCGUGCCCGUUCACCUGCAGGUGUACGGCGAUGCGAACUCGGAGGACCUGCAGCAGCUGGUCAACUGUGUGCAGCUGCUGUACCAGCAGCGGCCCGCCUUCUUCCUGCGGGCGCCUGAGAUCUUCCCUCAGCACGAGGCCGAGUGGACCACCUUCGUGGACAACCUCAGGAAGAUGCUGCAGGGCGGUGAGCUCUGGUGUCUGGACACCUUGGCCGUGCUGUUCUGCGACACACAGUAUGUCGGCGGCCCUGAGCAGGCGCUGGACUGGAUCACGGAGACGUUCAAUGUCACCUUCGAUCUGGACGACCUGGAGCAGAGAGGCAAUAUCUACCAGGAAAUGCUCGUCACGAGGCAGCACAGCAUGGUGUACCUGGACUUCUCACACGACGGCCAGAUGCUGGGGCGGCUCGUGUUUGAGCUGUACGACGAGCUGCUGCCGAGGACGUGCGAGAACUUCCGGCAGCUGUGUGGCGGCCAGCUGGGCUUGAGCGUCGCCGGCACCGUGCUUUGGUACGCCGGCACGCCCGUCCACAGGAUCGUCCGCGGCGGCUGGCUCCAGGCGGGCGACAUCGUGGACGGGUGUGGCGCGCACGGCGAGAGCGUCUUUGGCCGACGGUUCGCCGACGAGUGUUACGCCGUGCCGCACGAUAGGCGUGGCAGACUCGCCAUGGUGCAGGACGAGCGCAACCACAACGCGUCGCAGUUCAUGGUGGCCUUCCAGCCCAUGACCUACAUGCAGUACAUGAGCUGCGCCUUCGGCCAGCUGGUGGAGGGAUCAGCCGUGCUGGAUUACCUGGAGAUGGUGGAAACCAACAACGAGCGGCCGGUGAAGACUGUUGGCAUCACGAACGGUGGCGUGCUGUACAAGCCGGAAGGAAAACGCAGCGGGCAGUCGGUCGGCGCCACCGACUUCCAGAUGGUCGAGGCGGGAGGAGAGCAGAGCCGGCCGUCGGUGCGCGCCACCGACUCCCAGCUGACCGAGGCGGGAGAAGGGCAGAGCCGGCCGUCGGUGCGCGCCACCGACUCCCAGCUGACCGAGGCG